Messenger RNA from Alosa alosa (allis shad), 1296 nucleotides. RefSeq names its product alpha-2-HS-glycoprotein-like. Bases 67 to 1074 code for a protein of 335 amino acids. The record is from RefSeq and is a predicted model, not a curated record. The transcript has 7 exons. Gene Ontology annotation, molecular function: cysteine-type endopeptidase inhibitor activity. NCBI's taxonomy places the organism in Eukaryota, Metazoa, Chordata, Actinopteri, Clupeiformes, Clupeidae. Gene Ontology annotation, cellular component: extracellular matrix; extracellular region; blood microparticle. Gene Ontology annotation, biological process: negative regulation of endopeptidase activity.
ACCUUUUCACGCUCACCCCUGCAGCUGUAGCACAGAACAGAACUGCAGCAGAGGCUAGACAACAGCAUGCGAGUCGUGUGUGUUUUGCUAGGGGUGGUUGUGGGGGCAUGGGCUAUGGUGCUGCCAAAGCUGACGGAGCCACCCUGUGACUCUUUAGAGGCCGAGGCUGCUGCCGCAGUCUUCCAGGAUUAUAUCAAUGCUCAGCGCACCAGCGGAUUCAAGUACGCCCUGAACCAGAUUGAUAAGAUAAAAAUCAAGACUUUGGCAAAUAUGGAGAUCUACAAAAUGGAACUUGACCUUUUGGAGACCAAGUGCCAUGUCCUGGAUCCCACACCAGUGACUGCUUGCCCAGUCAGGAAUAAAGCAGAAGUGGCUGUGGAUGCCGACUGUGAUGUUGUCUUCAUCAAAUCUGGUGGAGUUUUAAAAGUAACAGUACACAGAUGCAAAACAGAACCAGAAUCAGCAGAGGAUGUGUGUUUGGAUUGUCAUCAGCUUCUGGCCCUAAAUGACACCAAUGCUCUUCAAAUAGCCACAGUCUCUCUUGAUGCAUUUAACAACAGAAUAGCAAAUGUCACCAUCAGCAAAUAUGCUAUGUUAGAAGUUGUCCGAUUGAGCACUCAGGUUAUAGUUGAGGCGCCUUACAUCUUUGCCGAAUAUGCCAUUGUGGAGACAAACUGCACAACCACAGAUGACUACAAUUGUGUACCCCUGAAUAAAACUGUAGCAACCUAUGGAUUCUGCAGAGCUAGUAGUGACAGAGCACAUACGGCAGUUGAAUGUCGUAUCUUUGCUCCACAGCUUACGGAUCCUAAUACAAACGUCAUGAUGCCAGCCACAAGCAACCCUGUCCCUCCUACAAACAAUACCGUUCCUGUUAGUGGCAUUAUGCCACUACUAUUGGUUGAGAUGAUUCUGUCAGCAGAAUCGGCAGAAUCACUGGAACCUGUAAAGGUGGCAUCAAUCAUCCCCAUUGUGAAGGGACAAGCACCUGCAGCUGAAACAGUGGCACCUGGUGGUCAGCCAGUCCCUGUGCCAUUUGUUCCCAUUUGUCCAGGGAAGAAAAAACACUUCUAAGCAAUUGGUCUAGCCCACCCUCAAUUUAACUUGACAGGAUUAAUUCAUAUACUACUAUAAACUAAGUGCUUAAGCUGGAUUUCAGCUAUGGGCUUGCACUCACUCCUGGUUUAAGAUCCUCUAGUCUUUCAAAUGGUGCAUCAGGAAAAAAAAAAGUACUUAGGGCUCUUUGAACUGUAUGAACUGAUGACUGAAUUAAAUAUUACAACACCCACAUCACGA